AUGGAGUUGGGGAAAGGGAAAGACCAGCCACUACCUCUUUUCUACGAGAUUGUCCGAUAUUUCUUUUUUGAAUAUAAAAUGAUUUUGUUCCGUCCCCCACCAAGAGGUUCAGGUGCUGAAAGGGAUGCCCGAGUCAGGGAUGCCGAAGGAAGGGUAUCGUAUCGGGGAGAAAAGGAGCCUUUCUUUAGGCCACUCCAUUCCCAGCUGAUAGCAAAGCCAUCAAUGUUGAACAAAGCCCAACCUUAUGGAGCAAGGAAGAAGGAGGGAAAACGAUUACUGCCAAGCGGUCACCUACUAAGACCAAACAGUCCUACCUUAGCGUACCGGACUACUUCAAUGCAUGAGGUAGGGGGUCGGGAAGAGAUCCAAUUCGGCCUGGUUCACCGGCAUAUGAGAUAA
This is a messenger RNA of Dovyalis caffra, 399 nucleotides long. The record is from the annotation of a GenBank genome assembly. NCBI's taxonomy places the organism in Eukaryota, Viridiplantae, Streptophyta, Magnoliopsida, Malpighiales, Salicaceae.